This is a messenger RNA of Mesorhabditis spiculigera, 402 nucleotides long. Lineage: Eukaryota; Metazoa; Nematoda; Chromadorea; Rhabditida; Rhabditidae. The record is from the annotation of a GenBank genome assembly.
AUGAACAGGGAACCGAGAUACGACGAGGAUAUUGGCUUGAUUGGCGCUUUGAUUGCGUUGGAGAACGUACCUGGGCCUCGGGUGACGCAAGCCAAUCUAUGGGUGUUUGGAUGCUGCAAAGGAUGGUGGGGCAGCUAUGAUUUUGAAGCUACCCGGGAUCAACAAGAGAAAGUGAUCCGCAACGCUCCGCGCCGACCCAUCUACGGUGACUACGCCGUGCUGUGCGGCUUCAUGGCGUUGAUCAUGUGCUUGCCGGCCAUCUGCAUCGCCGCCUGCGUCGGCGGAGUGGCAUUUGUCUUGGGGCGUAUGCAGGGCCAGAAGAACAGUCUGCCUCCUGCUAGCCCCACCCCGCCGCCGGCCAGCCAGAGCCAGUCGACCGCCCCGUCUCCCGCCACGCAGCCC